Messenger RNA from Cryptococcus wingfieldii CBS 7118, 2817 nucleotides. RefSeq lists its product as hypothetical. The record is from RefSeq and is a predicted model, not a curated record. The transcript is spliced from 3 exons. Lineage: Eukaryota; Fungi; Basidiomycota; Tremellomycetes; Tremellales; Cryptococcaceae. Bases 1 to 2817 code for a protein of 938 amino acids.
AUGGACGACAGCUCGGACAAGAUCUCUCACCCUCCCCCUCGUGUCCCCAAACUCGAACUGCAAGACCCCGAGACCAGUCCCCCUACAUCCAACAAGAGCUUUCACACUGUUGAUCAAGCUACUUCCAUCGGGAAAGACACCGAGUCUGCGGAGAGUGCGGUGAUAGAUCCUCAAGGCGUAUCACUCAACACUAUCGCUCACUCGUCAUCCGAGCCCGUCUCUGGCGCUCAAGAUGGCCCUGAAACACCCAAGCUCCACCACAUUCCCAAAGAUCUCACACCUCACAAGCGGGAAAGCAAGCCGGAGCUUGGUGGCGAUAGCCUUUGCCAGACUCUUGCGGUGGUGCCAGGUGGCGGCAUCAUCAUGCCGAUGAGGAGGCUGGAUGAGAAUGGGCUGUACAAGAAGUGUGGGGAGCGUGUCUUGUUCUUCAGCAACCCGCGCAAUGAAUGUAUCAUCUGCUCCGAAAGCUUGGCCACGAUCCUCGACCGACACUAUGAAGAGUGUAAAGAGAGAGGAUGCGAGGUCCACGAGUUUACGUGCGUAUGGGCAUGUACACGGGACAACCAGUGUGAAGCUAUCGUUUGCCUCGACUGUGCGAUCGAUUACGCCAACCAUGAGCUGGCCCGUUUUCGUCCGCCCGCUUGUCCUGAAUGCGACUGCCUCUGGCCCAUCAACCUCCUUCGUACCCAAGCCGAGGGCUACAGACCUGAGCACUUGUACCCUAUCGUCCCCCCGUCGCUCGACCACCUCGUCGACGACCAGAACAACAUUGAAGCUCUUCAAGGAGGCAUGGACCGGUUCCGCCAGCUAUGGGUCCGCAACUAUAAGAGGAAGCUCGAUGAGAUCAAGCGAGACGAGUACUUGUGGUUCCUCCAGAUGGCAUACUUUGAGGGAGGGUUCGAGUUUGAGCCGAGUGUGGAGCAGCAGGCCGUACUGGCAGCGCUGUGGGAGGCGUCAAGCCCUUUGCCCGCAAAAGAUCUCGGUCCGGCAAGAAGGAGGAGUAUGGGCGCUUUCGAUCCGGAGUUGACGCCUCUUCCCCGACCAAAGACGUACGCACACGCCGCUCCUCCCCAGCCCGCUCCAUCCAGGGAUGCUCAGCCAGAGUCGCCUCCUCCUGGCGCACGCUCCAGCUCUCUACUUACUCGACCCGAGCUGCCUCGCCAGGUGCAAGCCGAGCCCAGCUUCAAUCGUCAACGCAUGCCCCUGCGAGGGAGUCGCGGCUAUGCCAGCUUUUCUGCCAUGCCCCCAACCAAGCAGGAGAACAAGCCGUCUGUUGAUGCUCAGGUCGACAAUCGGUCUGAUCCCAGGCUGUCUGGUGGGUCGAUCUUUGAGAGGAGUGUCGAUCCGGUCGUCGCUGUGACGCCAUUCUUGGAUACGCUUGGUCACACUGCAGAGAGGUUGCUGGAAGAGGGACAGUACUCUCCAGAAGGCCGAGUUCACAGGCAUUUGAGAAGGAUCAGCAGCUACGUUGAUCUGGCGAGGGAACAAGACGUUUUGGCCAGAGAGCAAGCCCGUCAGCUGGAUCUACAAGAGAGCAGGACCAAGAAGAAGAAGCCUCUUCUUUUGAAGAAGAUCGUGUCGCUCCCUUCCAUGAUCUUUUGCAAGGCGCCUGCCCAGGGUGCGGCAUCUCGAGCAAACCACGAUCCGCCGGUCAAGAUUCCCUUGAUCUCCAUCAGCGAGUUCAAUAGUCCUCCCAGAGUCACCACUGCUGCUACGCAAGCUGGUGCGAAUCGUGCAGGAUCCGAGAUGCAUCGGGCCGCCCUUACGACCACAGCCAAUGAGCGACCAGGCCAUGCGCGCUCUCACACAAUUUCGCCUCUCAUGCCCAGUCCUGAUGCUCCUCACGCCGGACCUGUCGAGCGACCGAGCCAUGGCCGCUCAGUAUCGGCUGGUCACAACAGGACCGCCAUCUAUGCUAGCGAGGCUCUUUUGACUGGCCACACCCCUUCGACCUCUACGGAACACUUUAUCAACGAGUAUCUGAAAGAAAGCGAGGAUGGCUCUGUGCAUUCCGGGAGGGACGAAAUUGCGGAUGCUGCUGCCCGCCUCGAGAAGGUUGAUGAGAAUACGGCUACUUCGGGCUCGGCUUCGACUGUCAGCGAAUCGACCUCUGGGUCCGUCAAAUCGGGGUCCGUCAAACCGGGGUCCGUCAAAUCGUCUGCCACCUCUGAGAAUGGUUCUACUGCGACAUCAACAUCUCGGACAGCUUCCUCGUAUAAACAAGCUACUCGCACGUCGUCCGUUGCCGCUUCUGCGCACAUUUUCCCCUGCACCACUGCCACUGACGGACAUGCCGACGGUAAAUCUGUCGACACCUCGGCUUCUGCUUCUCAAAAAUGGAGCGUCCAUCCACCACCCGAUCUGAAGCACUCUGCAUCCGGCGCUGGCUCUGUGCUUACGAUGGGUGAUACGUGUAUUGGCGUCACCAGCUCUGAGACUAGCCUUGCUACUCCCAACAAUCUCACUCGGGACCCGUCUGUCAUCUCCUUGAGUGCUCUCGCAGGCGGACCCAUUGUCAGGAGCCACUCGAACGAGAGCAUCUCACUCGGGGCUUCCUGCCAUCCAGACUUUGGACCUGAGCUCAAGCUUCAGCUGCAUUCCCUCAGGUCUCGGAGCAACUCUUCCUUCAACGUAUCCGUCAACACCGAGCGAAGCUCUGAUGGGUCGAGCACAACCAAUAUUGCGAUCGUGGAGAUUCCUGGGGGUGUUUUGAGCGGGAUUGAUCAUUAUAGCUGCCCUCCGGAUGAGACGGCCAAGAUGGCGAUCAAGGAGAGGAAGAGCGGGUACUUUGGUGGACUGUUCAAGAGGAAGCAGUGA